Condylura cristata (star-nosed mole) is the source of this 1400-nucleotide messenger RNA. It is a transcript of the gene POU5F1, whose product is annotated as POU class 5 homeobox 1. Gene Ontology annotation, biological process: regulation of transcription by RNA polymerase II. The transcript is spliced from 5 exons. The record is from RefSeq and is a predicted model, not a curated record. Gene Ontology annotation, molecular function: RNA polymerase II cis-regulatory region sequence-specific DNA binding; DNA-binding transcription factor activity, RNA polymerase II-specific. Lineage: Eukaryota; Metazoa; Chordata; Mammalia; Eulipotyphla; Talpidae. Bases 74 to 1156 code for a protein of 360 amino acids.
AGAGAGGUGUUGAGCAGUCCCUUGGAGAGCCCUCCUUUUACCGGGCCCCCGGCUUGGGGCGCCUUCCUUCCCCAUGGCGGGACACCUAACCUCUGACUUCGCCUUCUCACCCCCGCCAGGUGGUGGAGGCGAUGGGCCAGGAGGGCCUGAGCAAGGCUGGGUUGACCCUCGGGCCUGGCUGAGCUUCCCCGGCCCUCCUGGCGGAUCAGGGAUUGGGCCGGGGGUUGGGCCGGGCACUGAGGUGUGGGGGAUUCCCCCGUGCCCCACUCCGUACGACUUCUGCGGAGGGAUGGCAUACUGUGGGCCUCAGGUUGGGGUGGGGCUGCUGCCCCAAGGCAGCCUGGAAACCCCUCAACCCGAGGUGGAGGUAGGAGCCGGGGUGGAGAGCAACUCCGACGGGGCCUCCCCCGAGCCCGGGGCUGCCCCCUCCGUUGCCGUGAAGCUGGAGAAGGAGAAACUGGAGCAAAACUCAGAGGAGUCUCAAGACAUCAAAGCUCUACAGAAAGAACUUGAGCAAUUUGCCAAGCUGCUGAAACAGAAGAGGAUCACCCUAGGAUAUACCCAGGCCGAUGUGGGGCUUACCCUGGGGGUUCUUUUUGGGAAGGUGUUCAGCCAAACUACCAUCUGCCGCUUUGAGGCUCUGCAGCUCAGUUUCAAGAACAUGUGUAAGCUGCGGCCCCUGCUGCAGAAGUGGGUGGAGGAAGCUGACAACAACGAAAACCUACAAGAGAUAUGCAAGGCAGAGACCCUCGUGCAGGCCCGGAAGAGAAAGCGCACUAGCAUUGAGAACCGAGUGAGAGGCAACCUGGAGAGUAUGUUCCUGCAGUGCCCGAAACCCACGCUGCAGCAGAUCAGCCACAUCGCCCAGCAGCUUGGCCUCGAGAAGGACGUGGUCCGAGUGUGGUUCUGCAACCGUCGCCAGAAGGGAAAGCGAUCAAGCAGUGACUAUUCACAACGAGAGGAUUUUGAGGCUACUGGGUCUCCUUUCUCAGGGGGACCAGUAUCCUUUCCUCUGGCACCAGGGCCCCAUUUUGGUACCCCAGGCUAUGGGAGCCCUCACUUCACGACCCUGUACUCCUCGGUCCCUUUCCCUGAGGGUGAAGCCUUUCCUUCUGUGCCUGUCACCACUCUGGGCUCUCCCAUGCAUUCAAAUUGAGGUGCAUGCCCUCCCCAGGAAUGUGGGGGGCAGAGAAAGGGGAGAGUCAGAGAAAAAGCCCCCGGGUUUAUACCAGGGCUUUGGGGAUUACGUUCUUCAUUCACUAAAAAAAGGAAUUGGGAACACAACGGGUGUGGGGGCAGGGAGUUUGGGGGACCUUAAUGGAGGGAAGGUGAAGUUCUUGAUUUUAAUCCCCACAUCACUAUCACUUUGUUCUUAAAUAAAGGCUCCUGGGACACAGCAG